This is a messenger RNA of Aethina tumida (small hive beetle), 2719 nucleotides long. It is a transcript of the gene Enoph, whose product is annotated as enolase-phosphatase E1. Gene Ontology annotation, molecular function: magnesium ion binding; acireductone synthase activity. Bases 133 to 2025 code for a protein of 630 amino acids. The transcript has 6 exons. The record is from RefSeq and is a predicted model, not a curated record. NCBI's taxonomy places the organism in Eukaryota, Metazoa, Arthropoda, Insecta, Coleoptera, Nitidulidae.
UUAUCGUUAAAGAGCCACUUCAUUCCAGCACUCGAUCCGCCGUUAGUUCAGCAAAAACACCCAGCUUUUCUGUAAAUUGUUAUUAACGUUUACAUAUUAGUAUCUAGUCAAUUCGAGUAGUAAACUGAAAUCAUGAGUGCAGACAACGGUUGUUUAACUCCACUGGUUCUGGAGAAAUCUUCGGUGAUUUUACUGGACGUAGCCGGUACAACGACUUCUACCAAGUUUAUAAAGGAUGAGCUGUUUGACUAUGUGCUAAAGAAUGCUGAAGAAUUCUUGAAAGCCCAGUGGGAAAAUGCAACUGUACAAGAAGCAGUGAAGUUAAUCAAGGAUGAACAGUUGGAAUUGACCAGUGCACUCGAAGCUAUCAAAGAAGGAACUGACAAGAGAAGCAACAAUCAAGGCAUUAAAACCCUCCAGAAACUCAUCUACGAGAAGGGAUAUGCUGAUGGUCACAUUACUACCCAUGUUUUUGAAGAAGUCGCUUCCUCCUUCGAGAACUGGUCUAAGACCCACAAAAUUGCUUUGUACUCCACUGGUACAACUGACGCACAAAAAUUACUGUUCUCCAAAACCACCACUGGAGAUCUUACCAGCCACAUCACAAAAUACUACGAUCAGAGCGUGGUCGGCGAAAAGACCAAGAAGGAAAGUUACGAAAACAUUGCCAAGGAUCUCGAAGUCGCUUGCGAUGAGAUCGUUUUCGUAUCCGAUUUACCAGAAGAGGUAAAAGCCGCCCGAGACGCCGGUUUGAUCGCCGCGGUGAUUGUCCGUGAAGGAAACGAUCCAAUUCCAGACGACGUGAAGAAAGAACUUACUGUUGUAUCUAGCUUCAAAGACAUAACUUUCGAAAAUCCCGCCAAAAGAAAGAUUGAAGAAGAACCAGCUACGUCAGAGGCUCCUCCUUCGAAAGUAGCGAAGACUGAUGCGACUGUUGAAACAAAUGAGACUGAAGAAAAGCCGACAGUUGGAGAAGCCACUGAAAAAGCUGAAGAACCAGUAGAAACUAUGGAAGUUGACUCUACCGCACAAGAAGAACCUAAACCAGUAAUUGAAGACAAAAAGACUGAUGAUAUUGAGAAAGAAGAAAAAGAGACUGAAUCAACUAAAAAUGAAGAUAAAGCUGAAGCUGUUACUAGCAUGGAUACUGAUGAAGUUCCAAACGGUACAGAGGAACUCAAAGAAACAGAUGACAAAAAAGAUGAGUCGGAGAAGGUAGAUUCAGAGAAGGCUGAUGCAACCCCCGAAAAAGAGACUGCUGAGAAUGAAAAAGUUGAUGAAAAAGCUGAAGAGAAAAUUGAAGAAACCAAAGAAAAAGAUGAGGUAGAAUCUAAGGAGGAAAAAACUGAGACUGAUAGUAACGAGGAAAAAGAAUCUAAACCAGAGGAAGCUGUUGAAGCGAAGGAAGCAGAAGACAAGGUUCAACCAGCUGAAGAAGCUGCAGAAGAUAAAAUGGAGACUGACUCCAAGGAAUCAGAAACCAAAUCUGAUGACAAAGUAGAAGUAGCUGAAGAAGCUAAAGAGGAAGCGACUGAAGAGACUAAAGAAAAGGUGGAAGAAGCUAAACCAACAGAGGAAGCGGCAGAAGAAGCAAAGGAAGAGACUGUGGAAGAAAAGAGUGAAGCAAAAGAUGAAGUUGCACAGGAAACUGUCGAAUCAGAGAAGGACGACUCAAAUGAGCAACCAGAAAGUGUAGAAGAUUCGUCAAAAUCUGCCGAAUCAAAAGACGAAGAAGUGGCAGAUUCUAAGGAAGAGAAAUCGGUGGAUGCCAAGGAAAUAUCCGAACCAGUAGCUAACGGAAAGAACGCUGAAGUGGAUGAGAAGGAAAACAAAAGUGAAUUAGCAAAUGGCGUUGAUAAAAACGGAAAAGUUGAGAACGGUGCUGAAGGACCACAAAACGGUAAUGAAAAAACUGACGAAAAGAACGGUGCUGAGGAAUCGAAAGUCGAUGAUAGUGAAAUUAAGGUUAAAAAAAUAGAAGACUCUACUGAAACGAGCACGCCGCCAGUCUCUGUUGAAGUUUAAUCAUGAACAAUAUUUAUAUAUACGUGUAACAUGUAGUGUUCAUUUUCUUAUUUAUUUACACCCAAUAUCUUUCGCUUUCUGGGUUAUUUUUAGGGUUUUUAUUUAAUUUUCGUAUGAUAAAUAGGUCUACUUAUUUUAUUUGUAAGACUUAUCAUUAAUACUCAUUUUUUAUUUCGAAACUAAAUGUGAUUGAAUGUUCCUGUUUUUUAUGUUAUUUUUUGAACUAAUUUUCUUCCAAAGUAAGUGCCAAUAAGGUUUAUUUGGUUAAAAGACUUAAAUCUGAAGACUGUUUUACAUCUCUUUUAUGAUAUUGACCAUUGAUAUUUUUUGAAUACUCUUUUAAAUUUAUCAGUAUUAAUUCAUCACGUUUGUAAAAUUUUAAGAAUCGUAGUUUGUACUUAUAUAUAGUGAGCUUUCGUUUAUAACAUUCCUUUUUCCAGUGUUUUGUUUUUAGUUUGUUGCGUUCAUACUUGUUUUAUUUUUAUUUAAAUUCCACGUUUCAGCUCAGAAAAUUGUGAUAUUUCGAAUUUAUUAAAUUGGGAUGCUACAACACUUAUUAUUAUCAGUUGGAAUAUUUUUCUGUGUUCAUUUUUAAUAUUUUUACCCACUAAAAGGUGUACAGGCCCUGUGUAUGGCUGCUGUCUCAUUGUAUACGUUGAUUAGCACAUAAUAAAUUUUGUAGUGUUCUACUCAA